GAGAAGAAGAAGGACACAGCGGCCUCAGGCUAUGGGACCCAGAACAUUCGACUGAGCCGGGAUGCUGUGAAGGACUUUGACUGCUGCUGUCUCUCGCUGCAGCCCUGUCAUGAUCCUGUGGUCACGUGAGCAGGGGAGGGGCAGCAGGGCAGCUGGUGUGUGUGGGUUCACCCUCUCAGAGCUAUCUCCAGAGACAGGCAGCUGCCCCUCCACCACCGGUGGAAAGAGUCCAUGGCUAAUAGCUGGGGCUGGGCUCAGCAGGUGGAGUGCUUUCCUAGCCUGCAGGAAGCUCUGGGUUCUCAGUGCCACAGAAAACCAGGUGUGACGCACUCAGCGCAAACGGAGGAUGGGGGUUCCAGGGGUUCAAAGCAAACCUCAGCUACAUAGCAGUUUAAAGCUAACCUGAGCUGCAGAACAUCGUGUCCCACAAUAAAAUGAAAAGAAAUGGACUGAAGGGAGCACCAUGGGAGAUGUCACCUAAGGAUUGUAGUGGUACCAAGGGUGGGCGUGAAUGGAUGGAUGCUGGGUGAGGAUGCUCUAUGGUGGUACCCAGGGUGGACGUGAAUGGAUGGAUGCUGGAGUGAGGAUGCUCGGUGGUGGUAUCCAGGGUGGGCGUGAAUGGAUGGAUGCUGGAGUGAGGAUGCUCGGUGGUGGUACCCAGGGUGGGCGUGAAUGGAUGGAUGCUGGAGUGAGGAUGCUCGGUGGUGUACCCAGGGUGGGCAUGAAUGGAUAUAGAAGUGAGUGGAUGUCAUCUUGUGAUGAAGCCCAGGCCCAUGCUUUCCUCACCCCUUCUCUGCAGCCCAGAUGGCUACCUCUAUGAACGGGAGGCAAUCCUGGAGUACAUCUUACACCAGAAGAAAGAGAUUGCCCGGCAGAUGAAGGCCUAUGAGAAGCAGCGAGGAGCCCGCAGGGAAGAGCAGAGACAGCUCCAGCGAGCGGCAGCCGAGGACCAAGCCCGAGGCUUCCUGGAGAAGGAGGCAGCCAUUGUGAGCCGGCCCCUCAACCCCUUCAUGCCCAAGGCUGCCACCUUACCCAACACAGCUUCUCUCUCCACAGAUGGUGAGCAGCCAGGGCCCAGCGCGGGUCCCCCAGGGAAGGACAAGGACAAAAUGCUGCCCAGCUUCUGGAUUCCCUCACUGACACCCGAGGCAAAGGCCACAAAGCUGGAAAAACCAUCCCGCACUGUGACCUGCCCGAUGUCUGGGAAGCCACUGCGCAUGUCAGACCUGACGCCGGUGCGCUUCACGCAGCUGGACGACUCUGUGGACCGCGUGGGGCUCAUCACACGCAGUGAGCGCUACGUGUGUGCAGUGACCCGAGACAGCUUGAGCAACGCCACGCCGUGUGCAGUGCUGCGGCCCUCUGGGGCUGUGGUCACUCUGGAGUGUGUCGAGAAACUGAUUCGAAAGGACAUGGUGGACCCCGUGAAUGGGGACACGCUGACAGAGCGCGACAUCAUCGUGCUGCAGCGGGGCGGUACAGGCUUCGCAGGUUCAGGAGUGAAGCUACAGGCGGAGAUGUCCCGGCCAGUGAUGCAGGCCUGAGCUAUGAUCUAAUAAACCUGCAUGUGAACCAA
Molecule: messenger RNA, 1576 nt
Organism: Myodes glareolus (Bank vole)
Lineage: Eukaryota; Metazoa; Chordata; Mammalia; Rodentia; Cricetidae
Source: RefSeq, a predicted model, not a curated record